This is a messenger RNA of Penicillium digitatum Pd1, 1173 nucleotides long. RefSeq lists its product as uncharacterized. The record is from RefSeq and is a predicted model, not a curated record. NCBI's taxonomy places the organism in Eukaryota, Fungi, Ascomycota, Eurotiomycetes, Eurotiales, Aspergillaceae.
AUGAGCUCCUUUAAAUUCGGCGAAGUCGGCAGCUUUAGCUCAACAGACAGUUCAUGCUCAAAAAGCACGGCGGCAACAAAUCACAGCGACCGGAUCGCUCCCAAAUCACACAAAAGAAACUGGUCCACGAAUUUAGCCAACCAAAAACACACCGAAGCCGAAGCCGAAGUCAAGUACCAAUACCGCGAGCCACCUCCCUGCUCCUCAACUUCAACCUACGCUUCAACAACAAUUUCCACCGCCGAGAUUGACCCAGAGUCCGACCUAAUUGAGCCCCCAAGUUCCCAUGAAGGUCGCUACUGUGUAAAUGAGCGGCAAGAAUUUUACCCACUAGACGCAAUUCCCUCAACGCCUUCAUCCUUUGCACCGCUCUUCCCCUCCUCGCGGCGACUGCUUAUCCGUCAUGACGACGCAACUGUCGACGGUAACAUGAACCUGCGCGUCGACACACCAGUCCACCUCCGCGAUGGCUCUCAGCGCGAUGUCAUUCUCUUCCACCUGCGUAUGCACGACCUCUUCUUGCGGAAAUUCUCGUUGCGGCGGUACUGCCGAGACUCGGGGCGCGAGGUGUGCCAAUCGGCAAGGCGGGAGGUCGUACCUGCUCAUGAGCGAAGGCCGGCGCUGCGCACCUCGUGGAGCAACAUUUUUGCGGGGUUUAGGCCUGGUCCAGUCGGUGGUCAUUGUGCCCCGAAUGGGGAGCUAAAGAGGCAGGUUUCGAGGGUCGGUGAUGGCUAUGCACCUGAAAAUGGUCAUGGUCAUGCUGUGGUAGAAAAGAUGGACAAGGGAACAGCUGAAGCGGAUGAGUAUGAGAAAGAGAAAGAAGAACAGGGCGCUUUGCCGAUCCUGGGUGAGACGAUCUUGCUUGAAUUCUCCAAUUAUGCGCAUGUCGCGCUGCGUCGCAAAGGGCCUGGCUCGACUAAGAAAUACGACUUUGAGUACUGGUCCACGAAGUACCAGUGGCGGAGGGAGGUCCGCAAAGAGGGUGACCUACAUGAAGUGUCUUUUUUCUUGGUGGACACGCGCACCUCCAAGACUAUUGCUCAUUUGGUGCCGGACACGCUAGCGCCACUGGAGGUUGUUGAAGAAGAGAGCAAAGGGGGUUGGGUGCCGCCUUCUUCAUUGUGGAUCAGUGAUCCCGAAGUUUAUAAGACAAUGUCUGAUGUUGCCGAGUAA